Messenger RNA from Penicillium robsamsonii, 1113 nucleotides. Its product is annotated as kinase-like domain-containing protein. Gene Ontology annotation, molecular function: protein serine/threonine kinase activity; ATP binding. Bases 1 to 1113 code for a protein of 370 amino acids. The record is from RefSeq and is a predicted model, not a curated record. Gene Ontology annotation, biological process: intracellular signal transduction; intracellular monoatomic cation homeostasis; protein phosphorylation. Lineage: Eukaryota; Fungi; Ascomycota; Eurotiomycetes; Eurotiales; Aspergillaceae. The transcript has 2 exons.
AUGUCGGAUCAGAUGCAAAGAAUUACAGCCAACAGGAAGGCACAGGAAGCAUCGCACCCAUCAUUCGCAGAGGACUAUGGGAAAUUCGACAGAAUCCUCCAUUACGAUGACACCAAUACUGUCGAAUUGUUCAAAAAGAAAGUCUUACUUUCUGAUCCACCAUCGCCAGCAAAACCCCCGCAAAUCCAUAUCCUGGGGGUAUUGAGACGACAUUCCGCCAAUACAAUUAAGGAACUCUAUGCAAUUAAAGUGUUUCACCACACCCAUAACCCCCUCUCUCAGGACAAUCUUCCAAGUCGAACUAUCAACCUAUCCCACCCCAACAUUAUCCCAAUCAUCGACAUUCUCUAUAAUAAGCAACGGAAUCUCUGUCUUAUCAUGCCGUACUAUGCUGGUGGCGACCUGCUCUCUUUUCUUUGGCGAUCAUGGAAACCAAAUCAGGAACCGUCCACCGAGGAGUUGGACUGUUUAGCUAUUCAAAUCCUACGGGGGGUGGCUUUCUUACACGAGAACAACAUUGCCCACGGAGACUUAAGACCAGAACACAUACUCCUGACGGCCCGAGGCUCAGCAAAAGUGGGAGGCUUUGGUCAAGAUGAAGAUGCAAUUCGAGAACUAGCCACACUAGCAGAUAGUGGUAAUCUCACAUCCUCUUCGGAACCAAACCCUGAUACACCUCCGGGUUCCGAAUCUAAGCCGAUUCUGUGCAUUCGGAGAACGGUCUCAGAUGCCAGUGUUCCUUAUCUUCCCCCCGAAAGGUUUCCCGGUCAGGGCUCUCGCCCUGAAACCUAUGCACAACAAGAUUGCUGUGGUUUUAGAGCGGGAGAUAUGUGGGCAUGCGGCAUAAUCUGCGUACUACUUCGAUCGGGAGAACUCCCCUGGCCCAGCGCCCAGAGAGUUAAUCCUGAUAAUGAAUCUUAUGCUGUUUACCUCCACUGUCGUCUGAAGAAAGAUGGCUAUGCUCUCAUACAGCCUCUUCAAGAGCAUUACCGAAAUUUGGUUUACGCAAUGUUACAUCCCGAUAUUGAGGCGAGGAUUACUGCAGAAGAGGCAUUGAGAUCUGAGUGGGCCCUUGAGGUGCCAGCCUGUGAGAUCGGGGAGAAAGGGCUGUGA